Messenger RNA from Penicillium malachiteum, 1026 nucleotides. RefSeq lists its product as uncharacterized. The record is from RefSeq and is a predicted model, not a curated record. The transcript is spliced from 5 exons. Lineage: Eukaryota; Fungi; Ascomycota; Eurotiomycetes; Eurotiales; Aspergillaceae. The coding region runs from base 1 to 1026 and encodes 341 amino acids.
AUGGCUCCAUUCUCUGGAGAUGGAGUGUUAUGGGUCUGUCUAGGAAUCUCGCUUUUCUUCGCUGUCCGCGGUAUUGCAACAGAUCUUCGGCAGGUAGUUGAUCUGACAGAGAUCAAGCAUGUUGAACGGGAAGAUAAGAUAAUAAGUGAGGGGACAGAGGAAGCCCUCAAGCUAGAUACUCUGUUAAAGCUUUCCGAAAGCACGAGCCAUGACCUUCGAGCUGCGGCCCUUCGGAUAAUUUCUGAACGCUCGACCAAGGGAGAUACGCGCGAUCUCCUUCUGGAGGACAUAUCAUCCAAAAACAAAGUUCGCCGAGGCAAAGCGUUAACUGCGCUUCAUUUCCUCGUCUCGAAUCGAGCCCUUUCUCGAACCUCAGUCUGCACUCGUCUCCGUGAUGUUCCUGCCUACACAGCCAUUAUCAACUGCCUCUGCAAUUUCUUAGAAGAGCAUAAUGAAGUGACGUAUCCGACGACCUCGCCUGUUCUCGCCAGAACUCGACCAAUUGGAGAAAAGAAAGCGCUCCAGAUCCUGAAUAUUCUCCUCCCGGAAAAUAUUCCCGCCGCAAUAGAAGCUGGUAUCGUGACUCGCUGGCUUACCAAAUAUCCGUUCCCUUGUGCUUUGGACGAGCCCUCCCGUCGUCAUGAAGUGGUGCUCCUCCUCAAGACCUGGUGGGGUGACGACACAGUCAUGAGCUCCAUUUUCAGUACUCUGACUACGCAUCCAGAAGGAGUCAAGCAAUUGAGGAACCAUGGACUCAUGGGCAGCAUGCUCGAAGAAGCGAAUGAUCAAGAUGACGAUGAUGUGGAUGACGACGACGAGGACGAGGACGAAGAGGAGGAUGUAUGGAUGACAAAUGGCGAAGAUACGGCUGGCUCUUACCGCGGAUCUUCUUCGCGGCGACCGCGAGAAGGCAGUGUUGAAGAACAAGCCCUUCGUCGGCGACGGAGAGAAGCUAUGGUCCUAAGCGAAGGAGGACAGCCGUUUGGACGGGAAGAUAUCAUCCAGCGACCCAUCCAAGAUGACUGA